Messenger RNA from Gymnogyps californianus (California condor), 1904 nucleotides. RefSeq names its product glutaminase (gene GLS). The transcript is spliced from 15 exons. Gene Ontology annotation, biological process: L-glutamine catabolic process. The record is from RefSeq and is a predicted model, not a curated record. The coding region runs from base 1 to 1764 and encodes 587 amino acids. Gene Ontology annotation, molecular function: glutaminase activity. NCBI's taxonomy places the organism in Eukaryota, Metazoa, Chordata, Aves, Accipitriformes, Cathartidae.
AUGAUGCGGCUGUGGCGGUCGGCGCUGCUGCGGGAGCUGCUGCUGCUCGGCCCGCCGGGGGCGGCCGGCGGCGGCGGCCCGGGUCCCGGCGCCGGCCCCAGGCGCCUGCCGCCGCCGCUGGCCGCCUUCGGCGCGAGCCCGCCCGCCUCCCGCCGCGGCCCGGGGCUGCCGCCGCCGCCGCCGCCUUCGGCGCGGGGUUUGUGCACUCGCUCGGAGGGAGCCUUGGAGGAGCCGGGGAAGGGGGCGCAGGCGCCGCCGCCGCCGCCCCCCGGCGAGCCCCCCGCCGACAGCGGCCACAACAAUAACCACGGCGGCGGCAAGGAGCUGGCCGGAGGCGGCGGCGGGGGGGAGAAUAAAGUGAAGCAAGGUCUCCUUCCUAGCUUAGAAGAUCUACUUUUCUAUACUAUUGCAGAAGGACAAGAAAAAAUACCAGUUCAUAAAUUCAUUACGGCACUCAAGUCUACAGGAUUACGUACAUCUGAUCCCCGAUUGAAAGAGUGCAUGGAUAUGUUAAGACUGACCCUUCAAACAACUUCAGAUGGUGUUAUGCUGGACAAAGACCUUUUUAAAAAGUGUGUACAAAGUAAUAUUGUGUUGCUUACUCAAGCUUUCAGGAGGAAGUUUGUCAUUCCAGAUUUUAUGUCGUUUACUUCACAUAUUGAUGAGCUAUAUGAAAGUGCUAAAAAACAAUCUGGAGGAAAGGUUGCUGACUAUAUUCCACAACUGGCCAAGUUCAGCCCUGAUUUGUGGGGUGUGUCACUUUGCACAGUGGAUGGACAGAGGCAUUCUGUUGGCGAUACCAAAGUUCCAUUUUGUCUUCAGUCCUGUGUAAAGCCUUUGAAAUACGCUAUUGCUGUUAAUGAUCUUGGCACAGAGUAUGUGCACAGAUAUGUUGGUAAAGAGCCUAGUGGAUUAAGAUUCAACAAAUUGUUCCUGAAUGAAGAUGACAGGCCUCAUAACCCUAUGGUGAAUGCUGGAGCAAUUGUGAUCACGUCUUUAAUCAAGCAAGGAGCAAAUAAUGCAGAAAAAUUUGACUACGUGAUGCAAUUCAUGAAUAAAAUGGCUGGUAAUGAGUAUGUUGGAUUCAGUAAUGCUACGUUCCAGUCCGAAAGAGAGAGUGGAGAUAGAAACUUUGCGAUCGGCUAUUACUUGAAAGAAAAAAAGUGCUUUCCUGAAGGCACGGAUAUGGUUGCUAUACUAGACUUCUAUUUUCAGCUUUGCUCAAUAGAAGUAACAUGUGAAUCAGCAAGUGUGAUGGCAGCAACUCUGGCUAAUGGUGGCUUUUGCCCAAUCACUGGUGAAAGAGUACUGAGUCCUGAAGCAGUCCGGAAUACCUUGAGUUUAAUGCAUUCCUGUGGCAUGUAUGACUUUUCAGGGCAGUUUGCCUUCCAUGUUGGUCUUCCUGCAAAAUCUGGAGUUGCUGGUGGGAUUCUUCUGGUUGUUCCUAAUGUCAUGGGCUUGAUGUGCUGGUCGCCUCCUUUGGACAAGAUGGGCAACAGCGUUAAAGGAAUUCACUUUUGUCAUGAUCUGGUUUCUUUGUGCAAUUUCCAUAACUACGAUAAUUUGAGACACUUUGCAAAAAAGCUUGAUCCUCGCAGAGAAGGUGGUGAUCAGCGGCAUUCCUUUGGACCAAUGGACUAUGAGAAUCUCCAGCAAGAACUUGCUUUAAAAGAAACAGUAUGGAAAAAAGUGUCACCUGAAUCAAACGAGGACAUCUCCAGAACCGUAGUGUAUAGAAUGGAAGGUCGGGGAGAGCAAAACUAAACGAAUGGGUUCUAGUUUCAUUAAAUUCUUCAUUUUAAAAACCCUCAAGCAUCUCUAGAUUUAACUUUGAUUUGAAUAUUGUUUGCCUGGUGUUUCAUUUAUAUAUAUUUUGUGUAAAUUCUGUAUGCUAUACCAAAAAG